CCCAGAGAAUGUCCAGCCCUGCAUAAAGGCCAGGCGUCCACAGCGCCCGCACUCAGAGGCCAUGAAGUCCAGCAUGGGCUCCUCGCGGGCACCCCGGAUGGGGCGUGUGGGAGGGCGAGGGGCGAUGGCCCUGUUGCUGGCUGGACUCCUCCUGCCAGGGACCUUGGCUAAGAGCAUUGGGACCUUCUCAGACCCCUGUAAGGACCCCACACGUAUCACCUCCCCCAAUGACCCCUGUCUCUUCGGGAAGGGUGGCUCCAGCAGCUCUGUUUCCAGUUCCGGUGGCUCUGGUGGUGGCUCCAGUGUCUCCAGUGUCUCCAGUGGUUCCAGUGGUUCCAGUGGCUCCAGUGGUGGUUCCAGCAGUGGCUUCAGUGGUAGUUCUGGCGGAUCCAUUGGCUCCAGUGGUUCCAUUGGCUCCAGUGGCUCCAGUGGUGGUUCCAGUGGCUCCAGUGGAUCCAGCAGUGGCCCCAGCGGUGGCCCUAGCAGUGGCCCCAGCAGUGGCUCCAGCAGUGGCUCCAGCGGAUCCAGCGGUUCCAGUGGCUCCAGCAGUGGCUCCAGCGGUGGCCCUAGUGGUGGCCCUAGCGGUGGCCCCAGCAGUGGCUCUAGCAGUGGCUCCAGUGGAUCCAGUGUGGCCCAGGGUGGUCAUUCACGUCCUUUGCUGUUUCAGCCAGGGACAGGCUAUUCCCAGAGCAGCUACACCUCUGGGUCUGGCUCCAGUCUGCACAGUGCCUCCAGCUCCUCCCAGUCGGGAUCUGGCCCAGCUGCACCAAGCAAUGGUGGCUCUUCCCACUUCGUGAUAAGCUCCUCCCAGUCUGGAGGAAGCUCGAGCUCUUCUGUCUCCCAAACUUCCUGGACAUCCAGCAGUGGUGGCCAAAAGGUCAACUCUAACUUACGCCCCUGUAGCUCGGACAUCCCCGACUCUCCCUGCAGUGGGGGACCCGUCGUCUCCCACUCUGGCUCCUACAUCUCCAGCUCCCACUCCGUGUCAGGGGGUCAAAGGCCAGUGGUGGUGGUGGUGGAGCAGCAUGGCUCCGGUGGCCCCGGUGGCCCCGGUGGCCCCUGUAGCAAUGGUGGCUCUCCAGGCAAGCCCUGCCCCCCCAUCACCUCUGUAGACAAGUCCUACGGCAGCUAUGAGGUGGUCGGCGGCUCCUCUAAUAGCUAUCUGGCCCCGGGCAUGACUUACAGCGGGGGCAAAAUCUACCCGGUUGGGUACUUCACCAAAGAGAACCCUGUCAGAGGCUCUCCAGGGGUGCCUUCCUUUGCUGCUGGGCCCCCCAUCUCUGAGGGCAAAUACUUCUCCAGCAAUCCCAUCAUUCCCAGCCACAGCUCCAGUGCCAGCAUCUACCCGUCAGGAGCCUCCUCGGUCGUCGUGUUCCAGCCAGUGGGCUCUGGUGGCGUCCAGCCCUGUGCAGCGGGCUCCUCGGGCUCGAGGGGGCCCUGCUCCCUCUCGGGUUCUGGGGUCCACAGUGCUUCCGGCGGCUCUGGGUCGCAAUACCACCCCUGCGGCAGUGUCUCCCAGGGGCCCUGCUCCCCGCCGGGCACGGGCUCGCUCAGCCAGAGCUCUGGCUCCCAAUCCAGCGGCAAAAUCGUCCUCCAGCCCUGUGGCAGCAAGUCCGGCUCUGCUGGUCACCCCUGCGUUCCUGCCUCCUCCUCGACUCUGACCGGGGGUCCCAAUGGCUCUCCCCAGCCUGACCCCUCAGCUGGUGCCCAGCCCUGUGGCGGCUCCAAGAAGACACCCUGCCGCUCCCUCCGGGACAUCCUGGCCCAAGUGGAGCCUCUGGGGCCCCAGCUAGCUGACCCUGAAGCCUUCCUGCCCCAGGGACAGUCUCAUGCCGGUCCAUAGUCAUUUCUGCUCCAUGCAUGUGCAGCACACACGCACACGCCUGGGCACGGGCCAGCUGUGUCCCCUGCUCCCAGACUGCUGUUUCCUCCACUGCCAGGGUGGCACACUCCCCAUCAUGUUGCUUUCUUCAUCUCCCCGGGCUGCUUCUCUCCUGCUGCCUGGAAGCCCAGCCUCCUGCACCACCCGCUCUGCCCCAUAGCCACUCCCGGAACCUUCCUUCGCGUGGCUUUGAGAUGCGACAGUCCACUGGCUAACCCUGGCCAAUCCCUGCCCAUUCAGAUUGCAGACUGGGAAACCCCUGAAAUGUCCCAGAGUAACUCUAAUGCUUGGACAAGUCAUCCUCCCCACAUCCCUUUGACCAAUAAAACACAGUCUAAUCCGUUAUCUGAAAAUAAUGACCGCUGUUGACUACCUCUUUUGGUCAUCUGGUCAACCACCGGAUCUGCCCAGGGUUUCCACCCCUCCAGCCCCUCUCACUUUCCUAUGGAGCUCACCACAGCCUCUGUGGUUCCCACACUCCUGCCUCUCAGGGUCUCCGUCGCAGCCCUCCUUCCCGGCGGCCACGUCCCUCAUGACCAGAUGUGCUCCUGCCUGAGGGAGGUGCAGGGCAUCCUGGGGACCCCGCGAGCCUGGCUGGCUCCCUGCUCUCCAGAUCCUGGAAAAAUGUCUCAAUAAACGGUAUGAACUAGA
Molecule: messenger RNA, 2533 nt
Organism: Myotis myotis
Lineage: Eukaryota; Metazoa; Chordata; Mammalia; Chiroptera; Vespertilionidae
Gene: CDSN
Product: corneodesmosin
Exons: 2
Coding region: 62-1843 (593 amino acids)
Biological process (GO): cell-cell adhesion; skin morphogenesis
Molecular function (GO): protein homodimerization activity
Source: RefSeq, a predicted model, not a curated record